Molecule: messenger RNA, 4639 nt
Organism: Didymodactylos carnosus
Lineage: Eukaryota; Metazoa; Rotifera; Eurotatoria; Philodinida; Philodinidae
Source: the annotation of a GenBank genome assembly
CCUUUCGUAUAAUUUACGUAGUUCUCUUGAUUGAAGUUCUAAAACUAAUGUUUAGGUAUGGCUUUGUAGAGUAUUUCGUGGCGCAUCUUUUAAAAAAAACACUAAUAUUAGGAUCCUAAAGGAACACAAGAAAAAUAGAAAAUACUAAGAGGCUCAUUCAUUAUGACGCACUCGAUAGAAACUUCCAUAAUUCUACAGCCAAUAAACAUCAUACGGAAUAUCAAUUACACUCAUAAAUCUAGUUUUUGAUGGGCUUUAACCUGGUAUAAAUACUUUCUGAUAUUAUCUGUCCUUUAGGUCGUGUAGGGGGGGAGAAAAAGGUUAUGUUACACCGUGUAUAAGUAAUAUAUUUAAUCAUUAAGUUAAUAAACUGAAAAAUGUGUUUUUAAGGUGAAUAAUUUAAUUAGAAAUAAAAAGAUUAAUCCUACGUUUUUUUUCAUUUUUAAACUAACCAACUUUAUUGAGACGUUUCAUUCUUCACUCAGAACAUCAGCAGUCAAAAUGAUCCAUGUGUGCGUCAUACAGUGUCAUAGUAAACACUGUAUGACUAUUUUACUUAACAAAAUUUGUUUAUUUAUCAAAGUAUAUAUAAUAUUUUGCUUAGAAAAUAAAAUUUUUGUUUAAAAUUUAAAUAAAAUAUUCAGGAAAAAGAUAAUAUUUUACUUAGCAUUUAAAUGAGAGUCAAUUUUAAGUUCUGAGCAUUUGUUAGUUUUAAGCUGUAUUCAUCUAACAAAGAUAGUUUUGUAAAUGAAUAAUUGACUAAAAUAAAUUUGUUCUUUUUAUUGUUAUUUCUGAUUUUGUUUUAAAAUAAAAUAGUAAUGCAACAAAUAUAUCGUAGCCACCACCGCAAGCAGAAAUAAUUCCUGUUUUAUUCGUUUAAUCGGCCAUUGAGUACUUUUGCAGUAAGUUUCUGUUUGUUUCAUUCUAUGCAAAUGACAGAUAUAACUUUUCGUUCUUUUGUAUGAAAUGCCGACCUUCUAGAUCAAAUAAUAAAAAAAGGUACACAACAAAAUUUAUUUUCGAUUAUGAUCAAUCGGCAAGGAUAAUGAAAAGAGCGAAAAGAGCGAGUUUAUAACCACUUAUAGUUAACAACGUGUUUGAAUAGUUAAGUACUUAAACACAGUUUCAUUGUAUUUCUGACUUUAUGAUCAUCAUCUUCGAAAGUAUAUAGACUGUCAUUUCCAGUCAAAACAGAUAAUAAAAAAAAGUGAAAAAAAUCCUGAUCAUGCAUAGCUGAUCAAUGAAUCUUAGGUGUUUUUUGCACAGAUAGUCUUGACAGCCAGACUAUAUCAUUAGUCUCAGUGUGUAUUUUACACAUGUACGUCAUGUGUUCUAGACAAUCACUGGGAGUUGACUUGGCGUUCACUUUCACUGUGCCAUUUGCACGCUUGUUGUUUUUACAGUGUAACAAAACGUUCUUUUCAAGAUUUGUCCAUCGCUAUUGACCUAUGUUUAUAAUGACCGAGAUAUAAAUUUUUCCCGAAAGACCUAUGAAAAACCUGUCAUUUUUUAACUUGGUAGCACACGUAUAAUAAUCUCUGACACAAAAACUGGUUCUCCUUGAAAAUCGCAUCUAAAAUUUACCGGUAUCAAAGGCGUGAAACGUUUGUGUCUCAGAAAUGGGUUCAAGUCUCAUCUUUCAACGUAUCUCUGUCUGAAGGAAAGCGAACUGUUUUAGGAUUCAACGAUGGUCGCAAAACACUUUUCAAAUAUAUCAUUCGAUAGAGAAUUUGACGGGCUACAAAAUGAUAUAUAAGAUAGCCUUAAGAAAAUGUAAAUGAGUACUCUCAGAUUCCAAAAUACUCGGUAGCAUCUCAGCGAAUUGAUAAGUCAAUGUCGUUCAUGUUUAUAAUAUCCAUUGAUUUUGUCGUUAACCACCCUAUUUUAUAUAUCAUUCGAUAGAGACUUUCAUAGGCUUCAAAAUGAGUUAUAAAUAAGUCUUUCAAAAGUAUCCCCGCAUGGGUCAAUAGUUGAAAUACUUGGCCGAUAUAAUGAUUUUUAUCUACCUUAGUGCUUGUAACACUGCUGGUUCUGUUGUUUAUCUUUCUCUGUUUCUCUGUUUUUGAUCUUUCAGUAAAGGUUGGAAUCAAUCUGAAUAUUCUUUUGAAUAGCCUGAAGAUUUUUCUAUCAUAUGAGAUGCGUAUUGCCGUUUCAUGAGAAAAGGUGAUAAUAGGGUUUCAGGAAAACCUGACCGCUAGAAAACCAAGUCCUUGAUUUUUAGCCAGACAGUUUUCGAAACCAUACAGCCGGAUAGAGCAUAGAAUUCUGAGAAAAAUAAGACAUCUCCGGGUGGUCUACAAUGCUUUUUCACUGGAUUUGUUUGAUAGUUUGAUAGUUUGUAAUCAUCCGUAAAUCGGCUGUAGUUGCGUGAAGAAGCAUUGUAAACCGCCCGGAGAUGUCUUAUUUUCUCAGAAUUCUAUGCUCUAUCCAGCUGUAUGGUUUUGAAUUCGAAACCACAGGCGGCAAAAACAGAAGAGGCUCAGUUACAUAUCACUAUUAGUUCUGAUAAGCGAGCAAAAAUAAUAAUUUAACAAACAUUUUUGUGUUAAUCACUCUUAACCUUAAAAAACUUAUUACUACUUAGAUAUGCACCUUUCCGCGGUUAAGUAGGUAAAUAUUUUGUGAAGACUAGAUUUAACGGAGAGAUAAGAGCGCUAAACUGGAUUACAAACUUUUAUCAACACUAAGCGCAUGAUUCUAAAGUACCACGUCUUAAUCCGAGUUUUGGGUAGCCAAAUAAAUUUUCAUGAUUCCACUUUUGCCCACAGCAAUCGUGCAAUUUUCCGACUAACUACUAGUUGAAUUUUAGUUUUAACUAUUAAAUUUUCUAAUGUUAUGCUUUGUUCAUUUUGCGUUACAAGAAAAAUAUAUAUGUGCGUGAGGAUAACACAGUGGGCAAUCUUGACUAAGCACGUGGACAUGAGUUUUGAAAGCAGGCCAAACGUAUCUAAACCAUUAUUCUAUAGGUUUUCUACAACGCUCUUUCCACCCGAAUGGUUUUUGAGUUUUAAAAAAGUUUCUCAAAGGGUUUUCCAGAGAUGGGAUCUCUCCAAACCACUUCAAAAACUUUAUCAGAAUUCAAAAACCAUUUCACUGGAAAGAGCAUCGCUGAAAACCUGUAUAAAAAUAUUUUAGAAGCGUACAUGAUUUUAAAUCUUGACUUUUAAAUUUUCGAGCAAAAAAUUCUACGGGCCGAUCCCAAAAUCUAAGAAUUCGAUAAGAUUCAAAAGUAUAUGUUUUUAACUUCAGAUUAGUUAAAAAGCACUUCAGUACCUACUGAAGUAUGCGUUCGAUCCUUUAUUUUGCAAAAUAUCUUGUCUGUCCUUUUCGAUUUCUACGAAAAUAGUGAAUGACGACUUCACAAAAUAAAUAUUUGCAUUCAGAUAAUAGUGUCAUCAAACCCACUUCAGAAAAUGCGGCAACAAAACAGGUAAUGAUGUCGGACAUAAUAGAAAUAGAAAAAUAAAAAAUAGUGUACGUCUGAUAGUGUAACUUACAACGCACGACGCACAAUGCUAUUCUUUAAGAAACUUCAGAGAGUUGAUAUCAACUUUUAACAAGAGAUUUCCUUAGUAUCUUGUCAGGUACUAAGGAGUUGUCAGUAGAUGUAACGAUAUAUCUUAUAAAGAGUGAUACGCAAUAAAAGGUGAACUAAGCACAAAGAGCAGUGGCGCGCAAACCUGCAUACACUUGAACGAGGUAGAUUGGCGUCUAAAGAAACGUAUGUGCAAAACUUUAAAGCAAGAGGUUCCAGAAAACUGAAUUAUUCAAUGUUUAUACAAGGUCAGAGAUGCAAACCAGCCAUUCUCAGAGCAAAGUGUACUAGGAAAUAGGACGUUGACAGAAAAUAUGUCUGUUUUUCUCUUUGUAGAAUAUGUCAUCUGCAGCUGUUGAACCCGUUUCAACUGUAAGCCAAUUUCAAGAUGGCGGAAGUUCUAACAGCAAUAACCAUCAGUCAAUCAGCGAUGCGGAUCAGCUGGUAAUAGAUAGUAUCUACAAUUACUGGUUUGGUGAAAAUGUUGAUACAUGGUCAGAAUCAUAUCCACUGCCAACACAAUUGUGGUUUGAAACUCGACUUGAUACCGAUCGACAGAUAAAGGAAAACUUUGAAAAAUACUUAAACGAAGCAGUUGAAUCGUAUUUAGAGAAGGAUGCGAGCGGAGGAAUGUAUCAACGAUGGAAAUCGAAUAUUCAUGGAAAAUUAACGUUGAUUAUAUUGUUUGAUCAAUUUUCAAGAAACAUUUAUCGUGGUACAGCUAGAAUGUUUGCUUAUGAUCACCUUGCGUUGGAAUUAGCUCUGGAAAUAAUUAGUGAACAUUCCACAACAUUAUAUAGUCCACCCGAACGUCUGUUCAUUUAUUUUGCGUUGUUGCAUUCAGAAAAUUUAUUACACACAUCAAAUAGUAUCCAGUUCAUCGAUGAUUUAGUUUUUUCUUUCAAAGAAGGUGGUGAUGGGGAACAGGGUAAACGAUAUGAAAAGAUUCGUCGAGUAUCAAAAGUACAUCACCAGAUAAUUAAAUCGUUUGGGCGCUAUCCGCAUCGUAAUAACCUGUUAUACAGACAAUCAACAAAAGAAGAAGAAGAGUAUUUGAACAGAGAGCAACAUGAUUUUAUUCAAUCUGUAGAAAAAAUAAAAUAA